This is a messenger RNA of Metopolophium dirhodum (rose-grain aphid), 1257 nucleotides long. RefSeq names its product activity-regulated cytoskeleton-associated protein-like. The transcript has a single exon. The record is from RefSeq and is a predicted model, not a curated record. The coding region runs from base 1 to 1257 and encodes 418 amino acids. Lineage: Eukaryota; Metazoa; Arthropoda; Insecta; Hemiptera; Aphididae.
AUGGAACCCGCCGGACAUACCGGAAACAACCUGACAACAGGUCAAAUACUUGACGCCGGACAAAGGGAAAACCAACCGGUCGAAUCAUCACCCGCCCAGCCACCAAACAUCACCACCAAUAAACCACCCACACCCACACACCAACAGGCUAUGGAUAUGAUUCAAGCGAGUCGUUCCAUAAUUAAGGAGGUACGGCAAGCGGCGGAAAACUCGGCGCAUGGGCACAGUCUGGAAUCGCGACUGACCAUGCUCGAGGACUGCAUGGCCCGCUUUGGCGACGACCAACGCCGCAUUGCAGAAACAAUGCGACGCCUAGAAAUGGGUAUGGCACGCCAAGCACCGGAACACCAACCGGAAGGGACAGCACCGACCCGCCCCCACCACAAUGUGUCAUCGAACAACACGGAAUACGGUACGAGGUACUCCGCGGCACGCGAACCGCCGUCCGCGGGUAACCAGCACGCCGAACGUUCGGUACGUUUCGAUGACACGCCAAAUUUAUACCAUGCCCCCUCCUCCACACACACCUAUGCGUCACAACAAUCGACGCUGAUACCAUACGACGACGUAUGUGCAGCGAAACAUUCGCUGCCGGAGUUCCUCGGAACAACGCCUGAGGACCCGGUACGAUUCAUACACAAGGCGGAAUCGAUAUUGUACCAAACGCGUAUAGAUAGGUCGGCCUGGACUAAUAUUGUCACGCAGCAGCUGAAGGGUGCAGCCAGUACAUGGUGGAACACCAUCAGACUACUGGACCUCACCUGGGAUGAGUUCCGCGCCGAAUUUUUAGAAAAAUUCGACAACGUGGAAAUACAAUCACGACUGCGGGCCGAGAUAGUAUCCGUCCGACAAACACAAACGCAAUCGCUUACGGAGUUCGUGACACAAAAAAACCAACUCGCGCGCCGCGUCAAUACCGGGCUAUCUGAAACACAGCUAGUCGGUACGAUAGCCGGUCUAACGCGCAACGAAUACCGCACGCAUAUCCGAUUGCAGAGACCAGUGACUUUCGGAGACCUCCGCCGGGUCGCUGGAAUCCUGGAAUACACACCAGACGAAACGCCCACACAACAGCAGCAGAAACCGGCGUACAAAUCACAUUCCCAAACCCACCCGCCCCAACCGAAGCUGCAACCGCGUACACGGGACGGUACUGCAGGUAAAACGCAACCGCCCAACCCGUGCAGGUACUGUGGAGGUCCUCACUGGAACAGUGACUGCCCCGGGAACACGCCGCGUUCGGGAAACGGGAAAUGA